This is a messenger RNA of Prunus mume (Japanese apricot), 705 nucleotides long. Its product is annotated as NDR1/HIN1-like protein 10. Gene Ontology annotation, biological process: defense response to other organism. The record is from RefSeq and is a predicted model, not a curated record. Lineage: Eukaryota; Viridiplantae; Streptophyta; Magnoliopsida; Rosales; Rosaceae. Gene Ontology annotation, cellular component: plasma membrane; plasmodesma.
AAAAUUUCUAACCUAAUCCUAUAGCCCUCAAAUUAGCUGAAGCUCUCCAAUAUUCUUCCCUUUCUUUAGCAGCCAGCCAUGUCUGCAAAAGAUGAAAGCUUUGGCAGCAGCUACCUCCCUUCUUUCGACGAAACCAACGAUCUCAAAAUUACCAAGCCAGACGUAUUGAGAUUUGCCCUGAUCAUAAUAUUUGUUUGCGGAAUGAUAUUUAGCGACAUUACAGAGAUUCCCACCGUCCCGAAAUUCUACGUGGACAAUGCUUCUCUUACCCAAUUCAACUACACCAAAACCAACCACUCUCUCUCCUACAACCUUGCCCUCAACAUCACCAUCACAAACCCCAAGAAGUACAUCGGCCUCGAGUACAGUGACAUCCAAGUCACUGCGUAUUAUGGAAGGACAAGGUUUGCUUUUGUGACUUUGGUGAACGAAACGGCAUCGUUUCACCAAAACUCUAAUACCACAGUCAGCUUUGAGAAUGUGGCUGUUCAAGGGCAGAAGUUGGUGCUGUUUGCGGAAUCUGUUUUUAACAAGUAUAGUUUGGGGACCGCUGCCGGCGUUUACAGUGUUGACCUUCUGAUUGCUUUCAAGGAAACGUUCGUCUCCGGCAAUGCCAUCUGCAAUCUAAAGCUUCCUUUGGGUUUUAAUGGGACAGCCACGCCUGGUUUCGAGGCUACAAAGUGCUGGAGGAGACGCUAUUAUUAA